GGCUGUAGCAAGCGUUGCGCGCGUCGCAUAACGUCAUUGGAGUGGAGGGCGGAGUCUCGUGCCGCCCUGCGUCGUGGCGGCAGUCAGUGUCCGGCCGGCGCGCGCCCCGUACGGCUCCAUGGUAGAACACACGCAGGCGGACUGCUCUCAGGCGGGUGCCAUGCAAACUCUAACCCCUCAGCCGCAUCGCGAUGCCGACGACGACCAGCUCGCCGACGAGUACGUACAAAACUUCGAACUGGAUCAUCUGGAAGAUAAUCAUUUCGUGAAACGCGAGCCACUGAAAGGCGGUUGGCGCGAUCUCGUAGAAUCGCUGCCCGCCUGUGCCCGCGCUUACAGACAAUGGCCCGACGCCGGCCCUUAUCCGCAGCCUCACGUAGCGAUCGCAGUCGAUCCCAGCACGCCGCCGGAAACGCCGCCCGCACUCGUAGUCCGCAGUCCCUGCCGCGCUCAGCCCGGCGACGACAUCGUGUGGCUGCCUCACAUGCGAGAACCGCUCGACAUGCGCACCGUUCCUUGCGGCAGCUAUGAGGAGUGGGACCGGCGCGAGUGGAGAGAGCAGGACCACCACAUACAGCAGGUGGGCAUGCGCCCGCCCAGCUCGUGCUCGGCCAUCUCGCCGCGCGGCCCGCACCCGUCGUACCAGCCCUCGUCCUGCGGGGACGACCUCAUCAGCGACGACAUGCUCAUGACCUUGAGCGUGCGCGAGCUCAACAAGCGCCUGCACGGGUUCCCGCGGGACGACGUGACCCGCAUGAAACAAAAGCGCCGUACGUUGAAGAACCGCGGCUACGCGCAGAACUGCCGCAGCAAACGGCUGCAGCAGCGCCAGGAGCUGGAGCUGGCGAACCGCUCGCUGCAGAACGAGGUGCACCUGCUGCAGCUGAAGGUGGCGCGCGUGUCGCACGAGUGCGACGUGCUCAAGCAGCGGCUGGCGCUGGCGGAGCGCGAGCACGCCGUGCCGCAGCACGCCGGGCACGCGCCGCCCACGCCGCACGCCUCGCCGGAGUUCUUCUCGGAGCUGUGACGGCAGGGCGCGGCGCCGCGGUCCGCCGCCGCCUCCGCCUCCGCCUCCGCCUGCGCCUGGCAGCGAUACUGAACCACUGCGAUGACGGACUGCUCGUGCUUUUGUUAAGUUUGAAAAGUAAAUCAUAAUUAUAAUUAUCAUCAGUUCCAGUUUUAUAGUUUUUUAAUGGUGGAACAUUGAAGCCGUCAACGAGACGGCUAUUCAAACACCGUGUUAAAUGUAUGGUUGUGUCGUAUAUUCAUAGUUCGUUAAAGUAUAUUAUGUAUUAUUAAAAAUUAUACAUAAGUUAACAUGAUGCAACUAAUUAAUCGAAUAAUUGUAAAUAGUCACAUAAUUAAUAUCUAACGAAUAUUAAC
Messenger RNA from Bicyclus anynana (squinting bush brown), 1383 nucleotides. RefSeq names its product transcription factor MafA-like. The record is from RefSeq and is a predicted model, not a curated record. Bases 119 to 1027 code for a protein of 302 amino acids. Gene Ontology annotation, biological process: regulation of transcription by RNA polymerase II. Gene Ontology annotation, cellular component: nucleus. Lineage: Eukaryota; Metazoa; Arthropoda; Insecta; Lepidoptera; Nymphalidae. Gene Ontology annotation, molecular function: DNA-binding transcription factor activity, RNA polymerase II-specific; RNA polymerase II cis-regulatory region sequence-specific DNA binding. The transcript has a single exon.